Messenger RNA from Heterocephalus glaber (naked mole-rat), 2361 nucleotides. Its product is annotated as leptin receptor overlapping transcript-like 1. The record is from RefSeq and is a predicted model, not a curated record. Gene Ontology annotation, cellular component: endosome. Lineage: Eukaryota; Metazoa; Chordata; Mammalia; Rodentia; Bathyergidae. Gene Ontology annotation, biological process: late endosome to vacuole transport via multivesicular body sorting pathway; negative regulation of growth hormone receptor signaling pathway.
GCACCCAGCUUCCGCCGGAUCCCGACCGGAACCCCAGGGCUGGCGCCGGCUCGUCCCCCAGGCCGGCCGGGCGGGAGUCCGCAGUUGGUCGCCUCACGCGGAGGAGCCCACAAGGCAGCGAGGGGUCGGCCCUCAGACCCGAGGCCCGCUCGCCACCCGCGCCCCCGCCCAAGCACGAGCCGCCGACGGAAGUGUUGCGUCGCGCACUUCCGGGUGUUGUCUAGCUGUCGCCGCGCGUCUCCGGUCUCCCGGCCGUCGCCGCCUCAGGUCGUGGAGCCGGAGUAACGUCACCGCCAUGGCCGGCAUCAAAGCUUUGAUUAGUUUAUCCUUUGGAGGAGCGAUUGGGCUGAUGUUUUUGAUGCUUGGAUGUGCCCUUCCAAUAUAUAACCAAUACUGGCCUCUUUUUGUUCUGUUUUUUUACGUCCUUUCACCUAUUCCAUACUGCAUAGCAAGAAGAUUAGUGGACGAUACAGAUGCUAUGAGUAAUGCUUGUAAGGAACUUGCCAUAUUUCUCACAACAGGCAUUGUUGUCUCAGCUUUUGGACUCCCCAUCAUAUUUGCCAGAGCACAUCUGAUUGAGUGGGGAGCUUGUGCACUUGUUCUCACAGGAAACACGGUCAUCUUCGCAACAAUACUAGGCUUUUUUUUGGUCUUUGGAAGCAGUGAUGAUUUCAGCUGGCAGCAAUGGUGAAAAGUUACUGAACUAUUGUCAAAUGGACUUCUUGUCAUCUGUUGGCUAUCCAUGCAUACGAGAGAGAUUGGGCAGUAGUGAUACAUGGUGUAGCAAGUCUCUUGGGGGUAUCCUAGGUGCUCCCUUCUCGCUUUUAUUGUAUACAUAUUAUUUCACAGAGACUUGCUGAAGGAUUAAAAGGAUUUUCUGGUUUGGAAAAGCUUGACUGAUUUCACACUUAUCUGUAGUAUGCUUUUUGUGGUGUCCUGCUGGAUUUAAAUAUUUGUAUGUUUUUCCUGUUCAGCUUGUUUUUUCUUUUUUUUUUAGCUUUUUUUUUUUUAAUCAAUAUGCAAUGUUAAACAUUUUUAAAUGUGUUAACCAUUUGAAUUGGUUAGAAAUUCAGAAUUCUUCUGGCUAUGUUACUGGGCUAAAGUACAUAUUUUUUCCUAAUCUCCAUUAUUAUAAAAAUAAGUUUUCAGGAUAAUAUUGCUCCCACUUUUAUGCAAACAUGCAGACUGUUGGCAUACCUUACAGACUAUCUACUCAGUGCAAAUAUAGCUGCAUUUAUACCUCAGAGAGGCCAAGUCAUCUGGGAAAUAAUUGCUGUCCCAUGCAUUGAGUGCCCCUCCCCUGUAAGGCCUAGACAUGAUUAACAAGUAACUUGUUAGUCUUGCAAAUAAUCCAUGCAUUAACAAUUUAAGAUUUAGACCAUGGUAAGGGUAGUUCUUAUUCUUAGGUUAUAUCAUGUAACUUUAAAGUAUUUAAAACAUGUUUCCUGUAUUUGUUUGAUUCCAUAAUAAUAGAUCUGCUAUUUCCUUAUGAAAGAUAUUUAUCAUAUGAAUUAAUGCAGAGUAGCCAAAUCUAGCUGUAUAGCAGCUUCAGGCACAGACUUGCCCAAAAAAUUCCCAGUGUCCAGGCAUGAUCAAAAUGUAAUGGUCAUUUUCAUCUCAUGAUUAUCAGUACCUUUUUUAGGAGCUGGUUAUGAAAAUUUUCAAGUUGAUUUGACAGUAUUUUGUUAAGGAUAUUUGUGUGUCUAUUCAGUGUAUUUACAUAAAAAUUGUUUUGCCUUCAGUCAAAACUGAGUAUUCAUGACAGCUUUCUUUCAUUGUUUUAAGUUUCUCAAGAAAAUGGGAACAAAUUCUGAGUUGUUCAGCUUUUUACUAAAGAUGCCUAAAGCUGCAGGUUUUUAUGUUUUUUGUUUACUGCCCCAAGUUUGUUUCUUUUGGCUGUAAGAUGGAAAGCAGAAAUUUCUGCAUGUGGCUGUGCCAUUUGCACAUUAGGCAGAAAAUGCCUUGCCAUGUAAUAAUAUUCUAGACUUCACGAGGAAGGAACAAGUAUGCAUGAAUUAGCUGGUGAUACAGUUGGAACUCUUUGUGCCUGGUCUACUGGUUUUAUUUUUUUUAGUUUCCGUUUUCUGUUCCUCUAGAAUGUCAGUGCAGUGCACUGCUACUUUUUAUUCACUUGGCCAUAGAUUCUUUUUUCUAACACCUGCGUAUUCUUUCUGUAUACUGAUUGCAUUGGCAGCAUUGUGUCUUUGAUCUUGCAAACUAGCUUUACAAUGCUGUCUCUGGUUUCUAGGCUAGUUACUUAAGAUAAGACUUUUCCGUAGAAUAUGCACUGACCCAACAUUGCCAUUCUUCUAUGGAAAGAAAACUUUUGAUGGUAAAAUAAUAAAGAUUUUAAAUUAUGCA